This is a messenger RNA of Cetraspora pellucida, 1206 nucleotides long. The record is from the annotation of a GenBank genome assembly. Lineage: Eukaryota; Fungi; Glomeromycota; Glomeromycetes; Diversisporales; Gigasporaceae.
AUGGGUCGGACAGAAGCCCGAAAAUCAUGUGUGCGGACAACUCCCUACACUAUGUUUAUCUCUAGUGAUAAAUCCUAUCAACAUAAUGAUUCAAAACCAACUACUGUAUUUAAUCGUGUACUUUUGUUAAGAACUUCAUCACUCAUCAAAGUUUCGUCAGACGUUGCAUGCGAAAAUAUAGUUAUAGCAGUUGAUGAAUAUGAAUUGCCAGAAAAUAUUGAAGGUGAUUUCGAUACAGCAUUAAGUACAGUAGUAGAAAAAGUAGAUGGACUACUAAGAAAAUCGAACCAACAGGAAGAUAAUAAAAAUUCUUUGAAUUUCAAUGACUUUAUGAGCAUUAUUAAUUCAGAAUUAUCGUUGAUCAAGAAAUUUGAUGAGAAUUUUGCUGCAGAAAUUAGAACUAUACCAUCAGAAAUUUUUAAUUAUUACGAAAAAUAUAGUGAAACAAUUAAAAAUCAACUGGAAAAUUGGAAGAAGGUUAAUUUUGACCAAAUGAUUGCUUCAGCAUCCUCGCUAAUGAUUAAUAUGAAUACCAUGAUUAUUGAUGCAAGACAACUUCUACACGAACAACAGUCAACUAGUGAGAAUGAAACAAACUCAUUAGUUUAUAAAAUCAAUAAAGAUUUAUUUGAAGGGAUUAAAGAUUAUGCUGAUUAUGAUAAAGUUGCUGAAAAGUUUGACAAAUUCUAUAAAGACCUAAGUAAAUUUAAAACCAACAAAAUUGCUGAAGAGUUUAAAGAAUUUCAUGGAAACCUUAAAGGAUUAUUUACUGAAAUUGAUAAGAUCAAAAAAGACUUGACUGAAAAUUCCGAAAAGAUGAAGGGUAAUUUUGUGUUCAAUAAAUGGGAUGUUAAAAAGAACAUUCAAGAAAGAUUUCGUAAACUUAUUAGAUUGAAAUUAGUAUACGAUUUAGCUACUAAAUUAGAAUACAUGUCAAAUAGAUUAAAGCUUUUGGAGCCAACAUUUAUUCAAAAAAUAUCAGCUUUCUGGGAAAAUAUUACUUACGAAUUGGAAGUAAAUAAAGAAUUGGUAAAAACUUUUAAAGAAAACGAAUUAUCCAUAAAAAAAUGUUGUGUCAAUUGUAUUAUAGAAAAUUUGUCAAAAAUUCAUGAUCUGGUUGAUAAUUUUUGUAAAGAUAUUAUCUGUAAAAAAUGGGAUCAUUUUGAAGAGAAUGAAAUGGAAGACAAAGGUGACAGCAAUAUCUAA